AUGUCUACCCCUCAAUUCUGGUCCACUCCCCUCCGCUACUUGCGCUGGGCUUCCCACGAGAAGCCGGCAAUCUUUUGGUCCCUCGUCAUCGGCUCCAUGGGCCCCGUCGCCCUGGUCGGCCUUCCCCCGAUCCGCCGCGCUCUCGGUGACGUCGACCCGGAGCCUAUCCCCAUGUCCUAUCCCAUUCCGAGCGGUCCGCGGAAGAUCCCUCGGGGCUACGAGGACCAAUAA
Messenger RNA from Penicillium cinerascens, 231 nucleotides. Its product is annotated as NADH:ubiquinone oxidoreductase subunit NDUFA3. Lineage: Eukaryota; Fungi; Ascomycota; Eurotiomycetes; Eurotiales; Aspergillaceae. Bases 1 to 231 code for a protein of 76 amino acids. The record is from RefSeq and is a predicted model, not a curated record. The transcript is spliced from 2 exons.